CUGGGAUACAAAACAUGCACCCCUUGUUGUAGCUAGCCGGUAGCGUUAGCUAGUUAACGUUAUAUUUAGGAGCAAACAAGAUGGAAAGCAGUGAGGGAAUGGAGGUGGAUGGCUGGGACCCCAGUCUGGAGGAAGAGCUAGGCAUUUCUCUGGAUGAACUGAAGAAGUGGAUUGAAGAUGCUGUGGAGAACAGCGAGAUCAUACAGAAGAAAAAGGCUCAGUUGACAGAGCUUGAGGAAUGGGUUGAGCAGAAAGAAGAAGAGGAGGCGAAGACGGAGAUGCUUCUCAAAGAUGCCCAAAAAUCCAUAUUGGAGUGUGAGAAACUGGUAAAGGCAACUUACCAUAGGAACGGUCUUGUUUAUCAUGAGAGCAGCUCAGAGGAUGAGGGGGGUAUGGGAGGCGUGUUGUCCUCUGAGGUCAUCGAGAUAGAUGAUGAUGACGACGAUGACGUCAUCGCUGUUGGCUGUUUGGUUCCUCCAAAGAAGCCUGUUGCUCCUUCCAAAGAUCCUGUGAUAAAAGAUGCCUUCUCAGCUCUACAGAAAACCUCACAGCAGGUGCAGAAAUUGGUCCAAAUGGUCAGCAAGCAUUCAUCAGGUGCUCCAUUGCUUCGAUCUCCAGCACAGACUCCAUCCCAGUCAGGUAUUCAGGGUUCAGUACCAGCAGUGUUUGUAUCCCAGGUUCCAUCUCAGUCCAUGACGCAACCAAACCCAAACAUGACAGAAGAUGAGCUCAGAGUCGGGAUGAGCAUUCUGGGAAAGAAACGUACCAAGACCUGGCACAGAGGCACCCUUGUUGCGAUCAGCCCUGUUGGAAACGGUAUAUUCAAGUAUAAAGUGAAGUUCGAUAAAGGAAAGAGUCUGCUGUCUGGAAAUCACGUGGCUUUCGACUAUAACCCCACCCUGGAGAUUCUGUAUGUCGGAGCUCGUGUAGUUGCCAAGUACAAGGAUGGCAACCUGGUGUGGCUCUAUGCUGGAAUAGUAGCAGAGAUGCCCAAUAACAAGAACCGCAUGAGGUUUUUGAUAUUUUUUGAUGAUGGCUAUGCUUCAUAUGUGACACUACCUGAGCUCUACCCAGUUUGUCGACCAUUGAAGCGGACCUGGGAGGACAUAGAGGACGCAUCGUGUCGAGACUUCAUUGAGGAGUACAUCACUGCCUAUCCCAGCAGGCCUAUGGUGCUCCUAAAAGUCGGACAGAUAAUCAAGACAGAGUGGGAGGGAACCUGGUGGAAGAGCAAAGUGGAGGAAGUGGAUGGAAGCUUGGUCAAGAUCCUCUUUUUGGAUGAUAAGAGAAGUGAGUGGAUCUAUAGAGGCUCCACCAGGUUGGAGCCUAUGUUCAACCUGAAGAUGACCACCGCCAACACCCAGGAGAAGAAGCUGGCUGGCCAGCAGAGGACGCGACCUAACAUGGGGGCGUUGAGGAGUAAAGGCCCAGUAGUUCAAUACACCAGUGAUGGACAUGUUGGAGCCUCUCCCAUCAAAACACCACAGGCCUCACCCAGCCAGCCUUCACAGAUACCACAACAUCCACAGCGUCCUCAGACCCAACAGACUCAACAAACCCAACAGACCCAACAAACCCAACAGACUCAACAAACCCAACAAACCCAACAAGCCCAACAAGCCCAACAAGCCCAGCAAACCCAACAAGCCCAACAAACCCUUCAGCCUCUGCAGCCCUCACAAUCUCCACGUGUUGAUAAUAAACAUCAGAUGGCAAAGAAGAGUACUUCUCCAUUUGUCCCUGGGGUGGGAGGCACUCAUGCCUCGAAAGUCAUGCAGGCUCUUUCUUCCAGUCCCGGUAACCUCUCGGGUGGAAGAAUGUUGAAUGCCCAAAAUACCGCUGUGGCCACUUUCACGCAGUCGUUUCAGAGGCAGAUGCCCUCUCUGGUUCCAGCCCCACCUCCUAUCACCCACGCGAUGGCCACCAUUCCACAUCAGCCCGCGUACCGUGCUCCGACGGACCGCAUCUUCUACCUGGCACACACUUGCCAGCCAGCUUGUCUGAAUCGCGUCCGACCUGCAAAAUCAGACAUGCACCGAGGAAAAAACCCCCUUCUCACACCUUUACUGUACGAUUUCAGACGCAUGACCGGACGACGCAAAGUCAAUCGCAAGAUGUCCUUCCAUGUGAUCUACAAGGCUCCAUGUGGUCUUUGCCUACGUAACAUGGCAGAGAUCCAGCACUACCUCUUUCAGACGCGCUGUGACUUUAUAUUCUUAGAGAUGUUCUGUCUGGACCCCUACGUGCUCGUGGACCGGCCCUUCCAGCCACAGAGGCCAUUCUAUUACAUUCCCGACAUCACUGGUGGAAAGGAAGACAUCCCACUCUCCUGUGUCAAUGAGAUUGAUUCCACCCCACCUCCUAAAGUAGCUUACAGUAAAGAACGUAUUCCUGAAGACGGAGUAUUCAUCAACACCAGUUCAGACUUCCUGGUUGGGUGUGACUGCACUGAUGGCUGUCGAGACAAGUCCAAAUGCUCUUGCCACCAGCUGACUCUUCAGGCGACAGGUUGUACACCGGGUGGACAGAUCAACCCAAAUGCUGGAUUUUUACACAAACGAUUAGAGGAGUGCCUCCCCACAGGGAUCUACGAGUGUAAUAAGCGGUGCAAAUGCUGUGCUCAAAUGUGCACCAACCGCUUGGUGCAGCACGGCCUGCAGGUGCGUCUCCAGCUCUUCAAGACCCAGAAUAAAGGCUGGGGCAUCCGGUGUCUGGAUGACGUAGCCAAGGGCUCUUUUGUCUGCAUCUAUGCUGGUAAAAUCUUGACGGACGACUUUGCUGACAAAGAAGGUCUAGAGAUGGGCGACGAGUAUUUCGCUAAUCUGGACCACAUAGAGAGUGUGGAGAACUUCAAGGAGGGCUAUGAGAGCGAGGCUCACUGUUCAGACAGUGAGGGGAGUGGUGUGGAUGUGUCGAGGAUAAAAAUCCAACCAUCUGCUCUAGUAUCAUCUCACCCUGUGGGACGACCGCCCAAGAAGGCCCGAAGUCCAAGCUCAUCGGGGGACAGCAACGAUGAUGAUGACAAGGAUUCAAAGAGUGAAGAUGAAAGUGACAGUUCAGACGACACGUUUGUGAAGGAAAACUACUACAGCUCCAGCUCUGUGUGGAGGAGUUACACCACACGUGGGCAGGUCAAGGGCAACAAGGAAGGGAGCCAAGACAGUAAAGAUGGACUGAGCACGUCAGCCAAAGGAAACGAUAGCGAGAAGCCACCGUCCAUGCCAGUGGAGAUGGGGAAAAGCAAAGUGGCUUCCUGGCUUACCAGCCAGGGGCUGAAGAAGGAAUCCGGAGACAGUAAGAGUCAAGUGAAGACAGAAACAGGAAAGAAGCAGGAUGUGAUGACUCUGUCUGACAGUGAUGAUGUUCAGACCAUCAGCUCUGGAUCUGACGACAACAAGGAGAGAGAGAAAGUCACCGCGGGUGUGACUAAGAAGCAGGUAGCAGUGAAAUCUACUCGAGGCAUCGCCCUGAAGACCAGCCACGGGAUGAUGGUAAAAACAGGUGCACCAGGAGGUGGGGGAGGGCCAGGAGGUCAGGGAGGAAAAGCAGGACAGCAGGGACAGACUGGAGGAGGCGGGGACAACGCUCCCAAAAACACUCGCUUGUUCUUUGACGGCGAGGAGUCCUGCUACAUCAUUGAUGCCAAGUUGGAAGGAAACCUUGGGCGUUACCUCAAUCACAGCUGUAGUCCUAACCUUUUCGUCCAGAAUGUGUUUGUGGACACACAUGACCUGCGGUUUCCCUGGGUAGCGUUCUUUGCCAGCAAGCGGAUCCGGGCCGGCACAGAGCUGACCUGGGACUACAACUAUGAGGUGGGCAGCGUGGAGGGGAAGGUGCUGCUCUGCUGCUGUGGAUCCACUGAGUGCAGAGGAAGACUGCUGUGAUCUGCAGCCGUCAUGGACUUCACUCCCUCUGCUGUGUCUGUAGGAGAACCUGGAGGAGCCCUUGCAACGCUAUCACCUUGUGUUUUGUUCUAUUCUCAGUUGAACAUGAAUUUUAUUACAGCUGUUUUGUUGCCUUUAUUUUAUAUGACCGUGUUUCCUGAUUUUCUCCCAUUUUGUCCAUCACAUCCUUCUUUACAUCUGAAUAAAAUACAGUUUU
This is a messenger RNA of Chelmon rostratus (copperband butterflyfish), 4101 nucleotides long. It is a transcript of the gene setdb1b, whose product is annotated as SET domain bifurcated histone lysine methyltransferase 1b. NCBI's taxonomy places the organism in Eukaryota, Metazoa, Chordata, Actinopteri, Chaetodontiformes, Chaetodontidae. Gene Ontology annotation, cellular component: nucleus. Bases 81 to 3884 code for a protein of 1267 amino acids. The record is from RefSeq and is a predicted model, not a curated record. Gene Ontology annotation, biological process: negative regulation of gene expression; heterochromatin organization. Gene Ontology annotation, molecular function: protein binding; DNA binding; zinc ion binding. The transcript is spliced from 25 exons.